UUAGGAAGAUACAGGGGCAGGGGACAUCUGUCAAGCUUAGUGUUUGUGACCUGUGCAAGGUUUAGGAUUUGGAGGAACAGCUCCUGAGAUGGGUUUAAGAUUAAACAAUUCUAGCCCAGGAGCAGCUCAGCUUUUCUAUUAUCAAGAUGACCCUCUUUAGCAAAUGGGAGAGGCCCAUUGUUCCACUACAGCAUCUGUGAACUCUCCUGCUUUCUGUGCCCCAUCUGUGUAUAGGGUAGUUGAAUGAUAAGGCGUUCAGAUGUGAUCAGAUAGUCUUGUUCUUGGAAGGACCCCGGAAAGACUCUCACAUUCAUUCCUCUGUUGCUGGGUGAGAUUGUCAUAAUUUUAGUGGUGGCCUAUAUUCAUGACAAACAUAAGGAGAGCAGAAACGGGAUAGUUGGGAGAAGUGAUGGGAUUUGGAAUACUCCAAAUCUGCUUGAAGUCCCUCUGCUUGAAGGAUAGGUGAAUGGUCUUUUUACAUGAAAUCUUUGUCAUUGAUCCUUGAACUGUUUUCCUAGGUUAUUGUGAGAAGUUUUUGUUCCUGGCCUGCAUUUACUGGUGUCUGUUACCUUGCUAGAGUUUUGGGUGUCCUUUGCAUUUAAUGAUUUUAAUGCUUUAGUUUUCAAAUCCAUACAUUCUUUUGGUGGAAAGACUGGGGAUGGAGUAGCAUUUGAAUUAUUGCAGUUCAGCCAAAGAAUUUAUUUCUCUGAUCAGUUACUCUAGAAUUUGUCUUUUGAGAAGGAGGGAAUUUAACUGAUCUGUUUUGUAUGUGUAGCCUGAGUGAUGGAAAAUGACUAGCACUUUAGAGGGUAUUCAGUGUUUGUUGAAUGAAUGGAUGCUAGGGUGAAUGAAUGGAAAGUGGGAACAUUGUUUCAUUUACUUAUAAUAUCACAGUAGUUCAUCAGUGGCAGGACUCCUUGUGUGACUAGACACUAGAAAUCAUACCACUGGGGAAUGGAGGCUAUUCCCCAUUCCAAUGGGGCCUAUCUGAAGUUGAAAUUUAUACCCUCCUGGCAGUGACAAAGCAUGGGGUUCACAGUAACAAAUCCUUACUUUGAGGAGGUAAUGUGGCUACUGGCUGGGGCAGAAAAUUACAAAGAUCUUGUGGUAGUAUGGGAACAAUUAGGCUGAUAACUGCCUGAUAAGGUGAGACCAAGUUGGGGAUGCACUCAUAAUGAACGUCAACCAGUCAGCUCCACCUGUGCCGCCAUUUGGGCAGCCCCAGCCUGUCUACCCAGGGUAUCAUCAGUCUAGCUAUGGUGGGCAACCAGGGUCCACAGCACCCCCAACUUCCUAUGGAGCCUACAAUGGCCCAGUACCAGGCUAUCAGCAAACACCUCCCCCAGGUGUGUCAAGAGCCCCACCUUCUUCAGAGGCACCUCCAGCCUCAACAGCACAGGCCCCUUGUGGCCAGGCUGCUUAUGGCCAGUUUGGCCAAGGAGAUGUACAGAAUGGGCCGAGCUCCACUGUUCAGAUGCAGAGGUUCCCUGGGUCUCAGCCAUUUGGGUCAGUCCCAUUGGCCCCUGUGGUCAGCCAGCCAGCUGUGCUUCAGCCCUUUGGCCCUCCCCCGACAAGUGCACAGGUGACUGGUCAGCUGGCAGGAAUGCAGAUCAGUGGUGCUGUGGCUCCAGCCCUUCCCCCUGUGGGGCUGGGCUAUGGCCCACCAACAUCGCUGGCCUCAGCCUCAGGAAGUUUCCCCAACUCUGGUCUGUAUGGCUCCUAUCCUCAGGGCCAGGCUCCUCCCCUUAGCCAGGGCCAGGGUCAUCUUGGGGCCCAGCCUCCCCAGCGAUCUGCCCCACCACAGGCCUCCAGCUUCACAUCCCCAGCUUCAGGGGGUCCUCGGAUGCCUUCGAUGACUGGUCCACUCCUGCCUGGACAGGGUUUUGGGGGGCCCUCUGUGAGCCAGCCCAACCAUGUGUCCUCACCUCCUCCUCAAGCUCUGCCUCCUGGCAGCCAGAUGACUGGGCCCCCAGGACCACCACCACCUAUGCACUCCUCCCAGCAGCCAGGCUAUCAGCUGCAACAAAAUGGUUCCUUUGGACCAGCCAGGGGCCCUCAGCCCAAUUAUGGAAGUCCCUACCCAGGAGCAUCCACUUUUGGCAGUCAGCCUGGGCCUCCUCAACCACUGCCUCCUAAGCGCCUGGAUCCUGAUGCCAUCCCAAGCCCUCAACUCAAUGAGCUGCCUCCUCAGCAGAAAACCAGGCACAGAAUAGACCCUGAUGCCAUUCCUAGUCCAAUUCAGGUUAUUGAGGAUGACAGGAACAACCGGGGUUCAGAGCCAUUUGUUACUGGAGUACGGGGCCAGGUGCCACCCUUAGUCACCACCAACUUCCUGGUGAAAGACCAAGGGAAUGCAAGUCCCCGAUACAUCCGAUGCACAUCCUAUAAUAUCCCUUGCACAUCUGACAUGGCUAAACAGGCCCAGGUGCCUCUAGCAGCUGUCAUCAAGCCACUGGCAAGGCUGCCACCAGAGGAGGCUUCACCGUAUGUCGUGGACCAUGGGGAAUCUGGCCCUUUGCGCUGCAAUCGCUGCAAAGCAUAUAUGUGCCCCUUCAUGCAAUUCAUUGAGGGAGGGAGGCGCUUCCAGUGCUGCUUUUGCAGUUGUAUCAAUGAUGUUCCCCCCCAGUAUUUUCAACAUUUGGAUCAUACCGGCAAACGUGUGGAUGCUUAUGACCGUCCUGAGCUAUCGUUGGGCUCUUAUGAAUUCUUGGCCACUGUAGAUUACUGCAAGAACAAUAAGUUUCCCAGCCCUCCUGCCUUUAUCUUCAUGAUUGAUGUCUCCUACAAUGCCAUCAGAAGUGGUCUUGUUAGGCUCCUCUGUGAGGAGCUCAAGUCACUGUUAGAUUUUCUACCUAGGGAGGGUGGAGCAGAAGAGUCAGCAAUCCGUGUUGGCUUUGUCACCUAUAAUAAGGUGCUCCACUUCUACAAUGUGAAAAGCUCACUGGCCCAGCCACAGAUGAUGGUUGUAUCGGAUGUGGCUGACAUGUUUGUGCCACUGCUGGAUGGCUUCCUGGUCAAUGUCAGUGAGUCUCGGGCAGUCAUCACCAGCUUAUUGGACCAGAUUCCUGAAAUGUUUGCAGACACAAGAGAGACAGAGACAGUAUUUGCUCCAGUUAUCCAGGCUGGGAUGGAGGCUCUAAAGGCUGCUGAGUGUGCAGGGAAGCUGUUUCUGUUCCACACCUCCCUGCCCAUUGCAGAGGCCCCAGGGAAACUGAAGAACAGAGACGACAGGAAGUUGAUCAACACAGACAAGGAGAAGACUCUGUUCCAGCCUCAGACAGGUGCCUAUCAGACCCUGGCCAAAGAGUGUGUGGCCCAAGGCUGCUGUGUAGACCUCUUCCUCUUCCCUAACCAGUAUGUGGAUGUGGCCACGCUCUCUGUUGUACCCCAGCUCACUGGUGGCUCUGUCUACAAAUAUGCUUGCUUUCAGGUGGAGAAUGACCAGGAACGGUUCCUGAGUGACCUGCGUCGGGACGUACAGAAGGUUGUUGGCUUUGAUGCUGUGAUGCGUGUUCGGACAAGCACUGGUAUCCGUGCUGUAGAUUUCUUUGGGGCUUUCUACAUGAGCAACACAACAGAUGUGGAGCUGGCUGGGCUGGACGGGGACAAGACGGUGACUGUGGAGUUCAAGCAUGAUGAUCGGCUCAAUGAAGAGAGUGGAGCCCUCCUGCAGUGUGCUCUGCUCUACACCAGCUGUGCAGGGCAGCGACGGCUCCGCAUCCACAACCUGGCCCUGAACUGCUGCACCCAGCUGGCUGAUCUGUAUCGAAACUGUGAGACUGACACACUCAUCAACUACAUGGCCAAGUUUGCGUACCGGGGGGUCCUAAAUAGCCCUGUGAAGACUGUUCGUGACACUCUCAUCACUCAGUGUGCCCAGAUCCUGGCCUGUUACAGAAAGAAUUGUGCCAGCCCCUCCUCUGCAGGACAGUUGAUCCUUCCUGAGUGCAUGAAGCUACUCCCAGUUUACCUGAACUGUGUGUUGAAGAGUGAUGUCCUGCAGCCUGGAGCUGAAGUCACUACUGAUGACCGUGCCUACGUCCGACAGCUGGUUACCUCCAUGGAUGUGGCUGAGACCAAUGUCUUCUUUUAUCCUCGGCUCCUACCAUUGACAAAGUCUCCCAUUGAGAGUGCCACUGAACCACCAGCAGUUCGAGCAUCUGAAGAGCGUCUGAGCAAUGGGGAUAUAUACUUGCUGGAGAAUGGGCUCAACCUCUUCCUGUGGGUGGGAGCAAGUGUCCAACAGGGUGUUGUCCAGAGCCUCUUCAGUGUCUCCUCCUUCAGUCAGAUCACCAGUGGCUUGAGUGUUCUGCCAGUUCUGGAUAAUCCACUGUCCAAGAAGGUGCGAGGCCUCAUUGAUAGCUUAAGGGCACAGAGGUCACGGUACAUGAAGCUUAUCGUGGUGAAACAGGAGGACAAGCUGGAGAUGCUGUUCAAGCACUUCCUGGUGGAAGACAAGAGCUUGAGCGGGGGAGCAUCCUAUGUGGACUUUCUCUGUCAUAUGCACAAGGAAAUUCGGCAGCUACUGAGCUAGAGCAAGUGGGUAAAUGGCAUAGGGUCCCAGGCCAGCUUCCAGAAAGUACACCAGGAUGGCAGAGAAAUUGGAACAGUUCCAUUAUCUUAUAAGUCAUGUAAGCUGACCUCAAUCUCUCUGGGGGGAGGGGGAGGUAUAAGGAGACACCUUUCUGGAAUCAAGUAUCCUACCACUCUGUCAUGUCCUGCUGAUGGAAGGUGCCCCUAUCCCCUCACUUUACCCUCCUUUUCCUGCUAAUCCUGUCGUAAUGAAUGUAGUUUCUCAGUUCACUGUAUAUGAUUCGGUAUUGGGGGAUUUGGAGGCACCCAGACUCUGGCAAUAUUAUGUGUCCCCUUAGACCAGCCUCCAAGAAGAGAGGGGCAGGCAGGAAGGAGUGGGAAUCCCAGGGGUACUAUGCGGGGGUGGGUAGGGGCUAAUUCAGCUCAGUGUCAUCAAAAACUUCCUAUAUUAGGGACGAAACAUUCAGGUGCACAAGAGCUGGGGUAUAGACCAUAGAUGGUGGAGAGAAAAGUGGUUGGUCAGUCCUUUUUGGGCCUGGAAGUCAGCAGCCAAGUCAAAGUUGGAGAGUGGUUGAUUAGCUCUUCUGUCUCCUGCAAUGAUUGGUGAUCACUAAGUGGAUAGAGGCACAUUGUCAGAGAUGAAUGAGCCUGGGAAGUGAGUUGCAAAGAAUAUUAAGACCUGGGAGAGGUAACAGCCUCUUUCCCAGCUGGAAAGGCUCCAACACUGGAUGGUUCUGUUGGGAGCCUGGUCAUCAAUUUGCAAUACCUCACAGAGCCAGCCCCAUCCCACUCUGAGCUCCCACUGGAAACACUGCUUCUCCAAGCUGGGAGUUGUUGAGAGGGGAGAGGCAGAGGUGGCUGGAGCUCUGUUCUCUCCUGCCGGGACACCACUCAAGCUCUGGUAUUGACAGAGUGGCCGACCGUUAUCUUCCAACCUGAACUGGCUGGGGCAGGACAAGGGCUAGGCUUGAUGGUGGCCAGGCUUGCCUGCUCCCAGCCUGGGAUGCCCCUGCUCCGGACCUCUCAUUUCUCUUCAUUGGUUUAUUUUUCAAUGCAUCUUUAAUUUGUAAAGAAAUAAAAUAAAUUAAGAUGUAACAAUUA
Messenger RNA from Neofelis nebulosa (Clouded leopard), 5634 nucleotides. It is a transcript of the gene SEC24C, whose product is annotated as SEC24 homolog C, COPII coat complex component. Gene Ontology annotation, biological process: intracellular protein transport; endoplasmic reticulum to Golgi vesicle-mediated transport; COPII-coated vesicle cargo loading. The record is from RefSeq and is a predicted model, not a curated record. The transcript has 24 exons. Gene Ontology annotation, cellular component: endoplasmic reticulum exit site; COPII vesicle coat. The coding region runs from base 1175 to 4534 and encodes 1119 amino acids. Gene Ontology annotation, molecular function: SNARE binding; zinc ion binding. Lineage: Eukaryota; Metazoa; Chordata; Mammalia; Carnivora; Felidae.